CUUCUCUACUUCCAUCCCUCUUUGCUACCGGCUUCGAGGCUCCGUCAAUAUGGGUAUCACUUUCUCCAGGCUGUUUGAUAGACUAUGGGGUCGCAAGGAGAUGCGAAUCCUGAUGGUCGGUCUCGACGCCGCCGGAAAGACCACCAUCCUUUACAAGCUGAAGCUCGGUGAAAUCGUCACCACCAUCCCUACCAUCGGUUUCAACGUCGAGACUGUCGAGUAUAAGAACAUCCAGUUCACCGUGUGGGAUGUCGGCGGUCAGGACAAGAUCCGUCCUCUGUGGCGCCACUACUUCCAGAACACCCAGGGUAUCAUCUUCGUGGUGGACAGCAACGAUCGCGACCGUAUUGUCGAGGCCCGUGAGGAGUUGCAGCGCAUGUUGAACGAGGAUGAGCUCCGGGAUGCUCUGCUCCUGGUGUUCGCCAACAAGCAAGAUUUGCCCAACGCUAUGAGCCCCGCCGAGAUUACCCAGCAGCUCGGCCUCCAGAGCCUGACCCGCCGUGCUUGGUUCAUCCAAUCUACCUGUGCCACCACCGGUGACGGUCUGUACGAGGGUCUGGAGUGGCUCGCCGACACUCUCCGGAAAACCAACCGCGACUAAGCGAGUAUAAUAUGGUGAAUG
This is a messenger RNA of Penicillium cataractarum, 622 nucleotides long. RefSeq names its product putative ADP-ribosylation factor (gene arfA). The record is from RefSeq and is a predicted model, not a curated record. Gene Ontology annotation, biological process: intracellular protein transport; vesicle-mediated transport. NCBI's taxonomy places the organism in Eukaryota, Fungi, Ascomycota, Eurotiomycetes, Eurotiales, Aspergillaceae. The coding region runs from base 50 to 601 and encodes 183 amino acids. The transcript is spliced from 5 exons. Gene Ontology annotation, cellular component: plasma membrane; cytoplasm. Gene Ontology annotation, molecular function: GTPase activity; GTP binding.